This is a messenger RNA of Labeo rohita (rohu), 3531 nucleotides long. RefSeq names its product synaptoporin a (gene synpra). The record is from RefSeq and is a predicted model, not a curated record. The coding region runs from base 144 to 944 and encodes 266 amino acids. The transcript has 5 exons. Gene Ontology annotation, cellular component: synaptic vesicle membrane; synaptic vesicle. NCBI's taxonomy places the organism in Eukaryota, Metazoa, Chordata, Actinopteri, Cypriniformes, Cyprinidae.
GCCACACAGAAGCACCAACCCUCUCCUGAGCUCACAUUCCCCCCUUCAGCAUCCACACUACAAGACGAGCAGAUAGAGCACAGAGACAAGAGGAGAAGACACAUCUAAUAUGUUCUGAAGCUGGAUAUCUCUUUUGCUUUUAAAUGUGUAUGGUCAUAUUUGCUCCGCUUUUUGCCAUCUUUGCAUUUGCAACAUGUGGAGGCUACUCUGGGCAACUGCGGGUUAGUGUGGACUGCAUCAACAAGUCCGACAGCAACCUCAGUAUUGGCAUCAACUUUGCUUACCCAUUCAGGUUGAACCGGGUGGAAUUUGACGUGCCGAUGUGUGAGGGAAGGAGGCAAGAGCGGCUUUACCUGAUCGGAGACUUUUCCUCCUCCGCCGAGUUCUUCGUCACCAUUGCUGUCUUUUCUUUUCUGUACUCCCUGCUGGCCACUGUGGUCUACAUCUUUUUUCAGAACAAGUACCGCGAAAACAACCGUGGACCUCUCAUUGACUUCAUAGUGACGGUGGUGUUCUCAUUUAUGUGGCUAGUGAGUUCAUCUGCAUGGGCGAAAGGACUUUCGGAUGUAAAAGCGGCAACUGAUCCAGAUGAGGUGGUUUUGCUCAUGUCUGCAUGUAAGGUGCAGACCAACAAGUGCAGCUCCGUGUAUGGACCCAGGUGGUCUGGCCUAAACACAUCUGUGGUAUUCGGUUAUUUGAACUUCGUGCUGUGGGCUGGAAACAUCUGGUUUGUGUUUAAAGAGACUGGAUGGCACAAGGGAGGCGCAGCAAGGUACCCUGCAUCGUCCUCAGAAAAACAAGCCACGGCCUUCAACCAGCAGGUCUACAACCAGGGAAGCUUUGAUCAAUCAGGAGGUGCUUUUACCGGAACGGGGGACUUCGCCCAAUCAGAGUACAGCCAGGUGGGAAAUUAUGGUGGGCCCAUCUCCUACACCAAUCAGUAACACCCUCGGCCUCUUCAUAAUCCCCUAAUACAAGGGACCCAUUUCUAAAGGGCAAAGUUCAACACUGAGCACAAGAGAAGAAGGAAAAGAUUAGUUUAACAGAUUAAAAUGCAUCCUUUAUUUCUGAUUAUAUAAAUAAAUAAAGGCUUGUUUGUCCAGAAUACUAAUAUGACAGGGAUCCUCAGAUGUAUUAUAUGGUUUUUGACUUUACCUGCUUAUAAAUGUUACUGGAAUAUCACUGUUUACUGAACAAAGGUCAUUACAUCCAAAUGUGAAACCUAAUGCAAUAGUUCUACUCUCCAUCGGUUUUAAUGGAGAUCUGAAGGAUUUAGGAAAAAUGAAGAGUUUACCAAAGUGACAUUACGUCACUAUGACCAAACGUUUUUAGACACAGUCCAUUUGUAAUCUAAAUAGUAUUUCUGCUUCAUUUGAAACUGAACCGGCUCUUUCCACAACUUUAAAAUGAUUCCUAUUCAUCAAAUGCUUCAUCAGAGGUUUUUCAGGUGUGUAGGCGCCCUUGAAGUCAACAUGAAUUAAUGUUUGCAACCUAUUUCACUUCCAUAAUGUGAUAUAUUUGACAUAAUGGAGCCAUAACGAAUAUGAAGUUGCUAAAACAGUAGCUUAUUCAGUCAUUGGCUAACACAAUCCACUAUUCAUGGACAAAGGAAAGUCAUUUCAGAGACGGAACAAGGUUACAAAGACAAACUUUUUUCAAAAUGUUCUUUUAAAUAACAUUCAAAGAUGAAUCAUCUAUGAAAUAUGGAAGCCUGUUUCUGCCACUGAAUAAAAAAAAUAAUAAUAAUUGCAACUUUUUAUCUCACAAUUACUUUUUUUUCACACAAUUACGAGUUUACAUAUCACAAUUCUGACCUUUUUUCUAAGAACUGCAUGAUACAAAUUGGCAAUUCUUACUUUUUACUUAGAAUUGAGAUAUAAACUCGCAAUACUGAGGCAUAAACUUGCAAUUCUGAGAAAUAAAGUCAAAACUGUGUGAUAUAAACUUGCAUCUGUGAGUUAAGUCAGAAUUGUGAAAUAUAAACUUGCAAUUCUGAGAAUAUAGUCUGUUUCCCCUGAAAAUUUGACUUUAUUACACCAAAUUUGAGUUUAUAUUUCACAAUUCUGGAAAAAAAAGUCAGAAUUGUGAGAUGUAAACUCCCAUUUGCAACAAAAAUGUCAGUUCUGACUUUAUUUCUCACAAUUGUGAGUUGGCGUCAUGCAAUUCUGAGAAAAAAGUUCAAAAUUGAGUUUAUAUCUCACAAAUAUCACAUAGUUCUGACUUUAUUUCUCACAAUUGAGAGAUUAUAUCUCACAAUUCUUAGAAAAAAGUCAUAACUGCAAGUUUGUAUCAUGCAAUUCUGAGGGAAAAAAGUCAGAAUUCUGAGAUAAAAAAGUUGCAAUAACCUUUUUUUUUUAUUCAGUGGUGGAAACAGGCUUCCAUAGCAAUAAUAGCAUGAAUGUGCAUUAAGAAAGUAAAUUUGUUCUGUUUUGAUUUCAUGUUGACUUUUAAAGGUAUAGUUCACCCAAAAAUUAACAUUUCCUGAAAAUGUACUCAUCCUCAGGCCAUCCAAGAUGUAGAUGAGUCAGUUUGGAGAAAUUUAGCAUUAUUUAGAAGUGAAUGGGUGCCGUCACAAAUCAGCUGACAAAAACAUCACAAGUAACCCACACAACUUCAAUCCAUCAAGUAAUGUCUUGGGAAACAAGCAAACCCAUAUUUUAGAUAAAUGUAACUUAAAACCGUUGAUUCCAGCUAAAAUAUCCUCACUCUAAAAGUCGUCCCGUCUGAAUCAAGAGAGAAAUAUGCACAGAUCAAGCACUGUUUACAAAUGAAAACAGUUUGAAACAAAUACGUCAGUGGAUUUUGAUGUGAUAGGAGAUGGACUUGAGUUGUGUGGAUUUCUUGUGGUUUAUUGUGAUGUUUUUAUCAGCUGCUUGACGGGUGACGGCACCCAUUCACUGCAGAGGAUCCAAUCGUGUACAUUUUCAGAAUAGUUUUAUUUUCUGGUGAACUGUUCCUUCAAGUGUACCAGUCCUAAUGGUAAACACCUAGAUUAGGUGAUGCAGGUGUUUGUAGUUUACAGUAUAUAAGAGAGAUUUGUUUUCAUUUGUUAGUAUUGAUGUUAAAUGACUGUUUUUCGGGUUUCCCCAGAAUAAUGUCAUGCUAGUGCUCGUUGGUUUGGUGUUUGCACUGCUGUGUUUCCACAUUUAUAUGACUCCUUAAUGUUUGCACUGUACUGAUGAACUGCAUGAAGUUGUGCCAUAUUAACGUUUUGUUUCAGUUUGUAUUUCUCUUCUUACUAACAGGGUCAUGUCAUCUGUUCUGUGACCUUUAUUAUGAUCACAAGGUGAUUGAAAUACAAUCAACACUUAAUUAUCUUAUCUUCUUCCUCAUCUGUUACUUUUAAAUGCAUGAGGCUUUAUUAACCACAAAGACUAUAAAAAAACAUUUCAGUACGUUAAUGUUCUUGUUCUGAUUGCUGUUGCAUUUCAAUGUGAAUGGGUUUAUGUCUUGAUAUACAGUAUUUGCAUUUUCGAUCAGUGGGUGUGAAUGCUUUGAUGCAUUUUGUGCAAAGCCAAUAAAGAUAUUGUA